Vanessa tameamea is the source of this 1522-nucleotide messenger RNA. RefSeq lists its product as uncharacterized. The record is from RefSeq and is a predicted model, not a curated record. Gene Ontology annotation, molecular function: zinc ion binding; nucleic acid binding. Bases 229 to 1227 code for a protein of 332 amino acids. Lineage: Eukaryota; Metazoa; Arthropoda; Insecta; Lepidoptera; Nymphalidae. The transcript is spliced from 2 exons.
CAUUUUGAACGACACGAUCGAACGAGAGGGCGCCCGUUUACCACACUUAUGACGAAUCGCUGUGAUUGCCGCCAUAUUGCCGUUUUGUUCAAACUAUCUUAGUUGAUUUUUGUAUGAAAGUGCUGUGUAUUCGAACUAUUCCUGUGACUACAGUGAUUAUUAAAUUGUAAUUAACAUCUUGGACUGGAUCGUUUAUUUUACCACGCCCAUCUACCCGAUCUAAAUAAAAUGAGUUCUUGUGACGGCCCUUCUGCCAUUUCAUCAGAAGUGGGAUUCGAUGGUGCCCAAGUUGAGGGUCAACGGACAAAAUCGGAUGCCGAAAAGUUACUAAGCAGUAUGGAGGCGUUGUUAUCUCGGGUUCUCGCAAGUCAGCAAACACCAACUGCCAACACUACUCAUUCUACGCAAUUGCUACCUUUUAACCCAGACGACGAAGAAUCUGACGUUGAGGCUUGGUGCAAUAUAACCGAAGCUAUCGUUCUUAAGAAAAAUUUAAACGGAAUAGACUUGCUCAUGGCCCUUACCAGCGCCUUGAAAGGACGAGCUGCAGCCUGCAUUACUAAAGUGAAUAUAAAUGAAAUGACCUGGACUGUGGUCAAGCAAUGUCUAAUGGCGAAAUUUUCAAAACCAAAGUUGCCGCAGGAUUACUUCGACGACAUAUUACGAUUUCAAAUCGCUGCCAAAGAAACAGUUUCCGAAUCUGCACUACGUCUGUGGAGCUUGAUUGAACGGAUUCCGAAGUGCACGAUGCCUGAAGAAGUAGUUACUGGAUUUGUGAUAUCAGUACUGUGUAAAAAGGAUGGACUAAUACGUCGCGAAUUAAAUGCUCACAAUAUUAUGACUCGCACUCAACUAUUUCGAGUACUCGGAGGUGUGUCCUUGAAACGCCAAUCGGAUGGUGGUGGAGAUACCAGUGAGCCUGAGAUCAAGCGUUUCCGGUCAGUUGAAAGAUUCUCAGGCAGAUGCAGCUUCUGUGGAAUAAGAGGACAUCGCUUUGCAGACUGUCGAAAACGUCGUGACAACUUCGGAUCUGCAUCUCAAGAGGUACCGAGCUCGUCACGAACAUUGAAGAACACAACUUCCGUGUCUUGCUACACUUGUGGAAAAAAAGGACACGUGACAACUAACUGUCCUGACAAGAAGAAUGGAAGCAAGGCUGCGGUCAUGGAGGUCCAACAUUGUGAGCACCGUCCGUCCAGGGGGACUUUGAAAACAUCUUCCGGUUAAACGCCCGUGGACGGUCGAAUGUCAGUCUGGCCGUGACGGCGUUUCCGGCCUAUAUCAGGUUGACAAGCUGUCAACCUAGCGAAGCGUCAUAGUGAAUGGUGAGGCGAGCAGCCAUUUUGAACGACACGAUCGAACGAGAGGGCGCCCGUUUACCACACUUAUGACGAAUCGCUGUGAUUGCCGCCAUAUUGCCGUUUUGUUCAAACUAUCUUAGUUGAUUUUUGUAUGAAAGUGCUGUGUAUUCGAACUAUUCCUGUGACUACAGUGAUUAUUAAAUUGUAAUUAACAUCUUGGA